Messenger RNA from Malania oleifera, 645 nucleotides. RefSeq lists its product as uncharacterized. Bases 1 to 645 code for a protein of 214 amino acids. The transcript has a single exon. NCBI's taxonomy places the organism in Eukaryota, Viridiplantae, Streptophyta, Magnoliopsida, Santalales, Ximeniaceae. The record is from RefSeq and is a predicted model, not a curated record.
AUGGAUAUUGUACUGACUACAGAGGAAUACAAGUAUGUGCUCGUAGAGGUAUGUCAACAGAAACCUGGUGAAAGGGCAACCGAUGAGGAAACCCAGGCUUACCGGAAGUGGAUUAAGGCUGAUGAGAUGGUGCAGUGUUACAUUUUGGCAUCUAUGUCGAAUAUUCUACAACAGCAGCAUCAUUCUAUGCCUUCUGCCUAUGAUAAAAUGCAAAACCUCAAAGAAAUGCUUGCGGAUCAAAAUCAUGCUACUAGGCAGACUACCAUAAAGGAACUUAUGAAUACAACUAUCGCAAAAGGGAGGCCAGUAAGGGAUCAUUUUCUGAAUAUAAUUGGUCUUCUCAAUGAGUUAGAGAUCCUUGGAGCUAAAAUCAAAGGGGAAACCCAUGUUGAUAUCGUUCUCCAGUCGCUGCCUGACUUUUUCAAGCAGUUUUUCCUGAACUACAACAUGAAUAAGCUCUCUUACUCAUUGGGAAAACUACUUAAAGAGCUUCAAGCAGUUGAAGGCCUUAUUAGGAAGCUAACUAUUGCUCUUGUGACUGAGAAAGGUUCUUUUUCUAGGCCAAAAGAAGCAAAAAAAGGUUCAGAAACCACAGGGAGCUCCUCCAAUAGUGCUUGGGCCGCAAGAUGGAGUGAAAAAGCCUAA